CCUGUCCUUAUACUCCUCCGCUGCGGGCCCGUUUGCUGGCCUCAUUCUUCUGGCGAUCUCUUCGCCGUGGGUCAACGCAAAGGGUGCAGCAUGGGCAUGCCUACUGGCCUGCUCCUUGCAGUUGUGGCACGCCGUGGGCAGGGCUCUAUCGGCUAUGCCUGCUCCACCUGUGAUUGCCGGGACAAUGGACCGGUGUCCGCUUGUGACCAAUCACACCGAUCCCGCAGAAGUAGUCGAAGAAUCCAUGACUGAAAGCGUCCCUUACGUCUUCCCGCUAUACCGAUUGUCUUUCUUCUGGAUGGCCUUAUCUGGUGAACUGAUCACGAUUAUUCUGGGCACAGUCUUCAGCCUUCUCACAGGUGGGGCUAGGAAAACGAAAAGCAACUUGCAUCUUACCAGUGUCCCGUUUUUGAACCUAUUGAGACGCUUCGAGUUCUCUCGACGUGUCGUUCAGCUUCACGAAACAAGGACAAAGGAUGUGAGAAAAUCUUCAGCCGGCCAUCGCGAUGACGAAGAAUGCACGGCUCUCACCAGUUUGUUUUCCAGGAACGGAGCAAAGGAAAUGCCCAAGACCGACCCCCUUAAGCAUUCUGAAUGCACAAUACAAGUUGUCUAAGUCAGGCAGAGUUACGUAAUUUCAAACAUAGAUAACUGUCAUUUAGGGCAAGAUGUUGUUUGUGGAAGCGAAGAACACCGUAAUAAGAUUACAAUAGAAGAACA
This is a messenger RNA of Dermacentor silvarum, 720 nucleotides long. RefSeq lists its product as uncharacterized. Bases 155 to 616 code for a protein of 153 amino acids. The record is from RefSeq and is a predicted model, not a curated record. NCBI's taxonomy places the organism in Eukaryota, Metazoa, Arthropoda, Arachnida, Ixodida, Ixodidae. The transcript is spliced from 5 exons.